Messenger RNA from Drosophila ananassae, 3695 nucleotides. It is a transcript of the gene tam, whose product is annotated as DNA polymerase subunit gamma-1, mitochondrial. The coding region runs from base 114 to 3533 and encodes 1139 amino acids. The transcript is spliced from 3 exons. The record is from RefSeq and is a predicted model, not a curated record. Gene Ontology annotation, cellular component: gamma DNA polymerase complex; mitochondrion. Lineage: Eukaryota; Metazoa; Arthropoda; Insecta; Diptera; Drosophilidae. Gene Ontology annotation, biological process: mitochondrial DNA replication. Gene Ontology annotation, molecular function: DNA binding; 3'-5' exonuclease activity; DNA-directed DNA polymerase activity.
AAGUGUGACCUUAUUCUGAAAAACAAAUCUAAACGUUGGGCACCAUAAUGUUUACUUCAUGACCGCGCGUAUCCCAAACACUUUUUAUUUAAAUUAAAUUUAAUAAGAUAACUAUGCAGUUAUGCUUGAUGCGAAACUAUGCCAGCAGAGCCAAUCGGGAGCACUACGCCAGUAGUAGCAUAAAGAUCUUCCGUAAAAUGAAACCAAAGGUAAACAAACCGAAGACACCGGAAAAUCUGGAAACACCUGCGGAGUAUGCCGAGAAUUUGGUAAAAGUUCAAAUGAUCUCCCGAAAUCUACAUGCUCAACUCUUUCCUGAAUGCCCCAGGAGUACCUCCGAGCAGCAGAUUGCCUCAGCGAAACUCUACCAGAAAGAACUACGCCGCCAUGGAGUCGAUUUUGAGAGUAGUGCCUCAGUGCCGGAUGUCCAUUUGAAGCUACCACCGCUUAAGGGCAGGGACAUUGAGGAGCACUUUCUCAAUAUAGCUAAGGAGCAAGUGGAGCCGUACGAGAAGCUGCUGUUGCCCCUCGUGAAGUGCGAGAAGCUCCCAAGGAGGCCGAAACGGUGGGAAUUUUUCGCUGGUUGGACUGCCUAUGAUCCUGUCGAUGGGGAACCCAGUCCAGUGGAUCAUCCUCUGGAAAAGGGACUCAUAUUUGAUGUGGAGGUCUGCGUUAAUGAAGGACCGACCCCAGUUUUAGCCACCGCAGUCAGCUCGGAGCGAUGGUACUCCUGGGUUAGCCCAAAGCUUACCAAACACCGUCCGAAAUUAAUAAAUAUGGAACCUUUAGACAUAGACACAGACUCUGAGCGACCUCAUUAUAGAUCCGACGAACUUAUACCCUUGGGAACUGAAGGACCAGGCCUGGUAGUGGGACACAACGUCUCCUAUGACAGGGCCCGACUGAAGGAGCAGUACUUGAUCGAAGACACGGGAUACCGUUUUUUGGACACCAUGUCGCUGCACAUGUGCGUCAGUGGGGUGACCAGCUACCAACGAGCCAUGCUGAAGUCGAAAAAAGAGCCUGCUCCUGAGGAUCUAGGCUGGCUGGACAAAAGCUCUCUAAACAGUUUAGUAGAGGUGCAUCGUCUCUAUUGCGGUGGUGAGCCGCUCUCCAAAGAGCCAAGAAACAUCUUUGUGGAAGGGACACUAGAACAAGUACGUCAGCACUUUCAGUCGCUGGUCAACUACUGUGCCAGCGAUGUGGAAGCCACCCAUCGUGUUCUUCAGGCUCUGUAUCCGUUGUAUGCUGAGCGCUUUCCGCAUCCUGCAUCUUUAGCGGGGAUGUUGGAAAUGGGCUCUGCCUACUUGCCAGUCAACUCGAACUGGGAACGUUACAUACGAGAAUCGCAGCUUACCUACGAGGACCUUAACAUUGAGGCGAAGCACCAUCUGGGCCGUCGUGCAGAGGAAGCCUGCUCGCUGCUUCUGGAUGAGCAGUACCGUAAGAAUCUCUGGUUGUGGGACGAAGACUGGUCCGUUCAAGAGCUGAAGUUAAAGCAGCCGCCCAAGCAAAAGCCUUUACCAACAGUGGAACAACCCGAUAGCGGAUCUACUGCUGAGCAGCGUCGUCUGCAGGCCAAAUUCCAAUACCUUUACGAUCAGCGGAGCCUACUACCGGCUCGGCGGCCCUUGCUUCCAGGCUACCCUUUGUGGUAUCGUAAGCUGUGUCAAAAGCCACCAAAAAAUAGUCAAAACGAUGAUGAAGUUUUGGAAAAUGAACAGGAAUCGUGGUCUCCUGGUCCUACCGAGAUCAGCACCGGCAUGCAAAUUGCUCCAAAGCUUUUGUCCCUCUGCUGGGAGGGAUAUCCACUCCACUACGAGAGGGAACAAGGCUGGGGCUUCCUAGUUCCCUUUCGGAGUGAAGGUGCGGGGAAUGAGCGGCUGCCCAUUGAGCAACUAUUAGAACGUUGCGCAGUUCCGGAGUAUGCUCGGCAACAGGCGUCAAAAAGGGAGAGUGAGUUCGCAUUGGACAUGCUUUCCGAUCAAUUGGAGCAGGUUUUAAGUAAAAAAGACCACAAGAAGAAGCUCUCCCAAAAACAGCAGCGACUGGAGGCACAGUAUCAAGGCUCUGGAGUAUGGUGCAACAAAGUUUUAGACGACUGCUGUUUCUUUCUUAAACUGCCACACAAGAAUGGACCCAGCUUUCGAGUGGGCAACCCAUUGUCCAGGGACUUUUUAAACAAGUUUUCGGAGAACAUUCUCAGCAGCGGCGAUCCCUCGUGUCAUGCGGCCGCUCGGGUGAUCGAGAUCGCUCGCAUGAUGUCCUACUGGCGCAACAAUAGAGACCGCAUAACAGGCCAGAUGGUAGUCUGGUUAGAUCCUGAACAGUUGCCACCGGAUGUGGCACCGAUCAGAGCCUACGGAGCCAUUUGUCCUCAAGUUGUAGCUUGCGGAACACUGACACGUCGUGCCAUGGAGCCUACUUGGAUGACUGCCUCUAACUCCCGUCCGGAUCGAUUGGGAUCUGAGCUGCGUUCCAUGGUCCAGGCUCCUCCCGGUUACAAAUUGGUGGGUGCCGAUGUGGACUCACAAGAACUUUGGAUCGCUUCAGUGCUGGGUGAUGCCUACGCAUGUGGUGAGCACGGAGCCACGCCGCUUGGCUGGAUGACUCUUAGCGGAAGCAAGUCGAAUGGCAGCGACAUGCACUCUAUCACUGCCAAGGCAGUAGGCAUUUCUCGUGAUCACGCCAAAGUAAUCAACUACGCACGCAUAUACGGAGCUGGGCAGCAAUUUGCCGAGACUCUGCUCCGCCAAUUUAAUCCCACCUUCAGUGCUUCAGAGGCCAAGGCCAAGGCCAUGAAGAUGUUUUCCAUCACCAAGGGUAAACGGGAGUAUCGCCUCCGCGAAGAGUUCCAUGAUGAGCUGGAUGAUAGGGCUUACAGCAGUUAUGAAGCUUCACGAUUGGCUAUUCAGCGAAAUAGGACUAUAGGAGAGGUGUUUCAUCGUCCCAUCUGGCAGGGCGGCACCGAAAGUGCCAUGUUCAAUCGACUGGAAGACAUUGCCACGCAGUCGCAACCUCAAACACCGUUCCUAGGAGGUCGUCUGAGCCGCGCUUUGGAAGCCGAUUCAGAUCCGACGCAGGAGCAGCGUUUCCUGCCCACUCGCAUUAACUGGGUGGUGCAAAGUGGAGCCGUGGACUUCUUGCACCUGAUGUUAGUCAGUAUGCGAUGGCUCAUGGGGCCCCAUGUUCGCUUCUGUUUGAGCUUCCACGAUGAGCUGCGCUACCUGGUUAAGGAGGAAGUGGCCUAUAAAGCGGCACUGGCCAUGCACAUUACGAAUCUAAUGACCCGCUCCUAUUGCGUGUCUCGGAUCGGCCUCAAAGACCUACCCAUGUCGGUGGCCUUCUUUUCAUCCGUUGAGGUGGACACUGUGUUGCGGAAGGAGUGUACCAUGGACUGCAAAACUCCCUCCAAUCCGCACGGCCUUGGCAUUGGAUAUGGGAUUAAGCCUGGGCAGAGUCUGAGCAUCGCUGAGGCAAUAGAUAAUGCUGGUGGAAAUGAUGUCAGUAAGUGGCCAUGGAUCAGGCAGUGAUCUUCCCUAUGAGUUUAAAUUGCAAAGUGCCAAUGACAUGUGUUAAUUAAUUUUAAAAUCCUUUUGAUACUUUGACCCUCGAUAGUUGAUAGUAUUGUUAGUCUCUGUAAGAUUGUUUUAGGAAUUUCUUUCAAUAAAACUACAGAUCUAUUCUAAGUCAAA